This is a messenger RNA of Melospiza georgiana, 3991 nucleotides long. RefSeq names its product gypsy retrotransposon integrase 1 (gene GIN1). The transcript is spliced from 8 exons. The record is from RefSeq and is a predicted model, not a curated record. Bases 99 to 1682 code for a protein of 527 amino acids. Gene Ontology annotation, biological process: DNA integration. NCBI's taxonomy places the organism in Eukaryota, Metazoa, Chordata, Aves, Passeriformes, Passerellidae. Gene Ontology annotation, molecular function: nucleic acid binding.
UCGGGGCGCCGCUGGGGCUGUGGCUGUGGUUGGUCUGGCCAGGAAACUGUGGCCCCUGCAACGGGCCUUGCCGGUACCUCUGCCGGAGCAGAUUGGCAAUGGUUCGUAGUGGAAAAAGUGGUGGGCUUCACUUGAAGCAGAUUGCAUACUACAAGCGAACAGGGGAAUAUCAUCCCACAACAUUAUCAAGUGAAAGAAGUGGAAUCAGGAGAGCUGCCAAAAAAUUUGUUUUCAACGAAAACAAGUUGUUCUAUGUUGGAAAAGACAGAAAACAAAUGCGCCUGGUAAUUGUUUCAGAUGAAGAGAAGAAAAAAGUCCUUGAGAAAUGCCACAAAAGUGCUGCUGGCACUCAUCAUGGUAUAUCAAGAACACUGACUUUAGUGGAGUGUAAUUACUACUGGACCUCUGUAACAAAUGAUGUCAAGCAGUGGGUGCAUGCUUGCCAGCAUUGCCAGGUGGCAAAGAGCAUAGCCACCAGAGUACCCAAAAUACACCCUAUCAAAGCAGAGGAUCCAUGGACAGCAGUCACUAUAGAACUAAUAGGACCUUUCAAUGUUACCAACAGAAGUCACAAAUACAUCAUAAUUAUGACAGAUUUGUUUACAAGAUGGACUGUUAUCUUACCACUGCAUGACACUUCGGCAGCUGAAAUUGCUAAGGCAAUCAUAAAUGUGUUUUUCUUAUAUGGGCCACCUCAAAAGAUGCCUAUUGAUCAGGGGAAGGAGCUUGUUUAUCAGAUAAAUGAAGAACUGUUUGCACUGUUUGGAAUGAAGCAAAUUGUGUUGUCUUAUCCUCAGACACAUGAUGUAAAUGAAAAAAUUUCAAAAACAAUCAAAACUUUCCUUAACAAGUAUUGCAUAGACCAUCCAAACGAUUGGGAUGAACAUUUAUCUGCUAUAGCCUAUGCUUUCAAUUUGACAAAUUUGGAGCCAGAUCAAAACACUCCAUAUUUCCAAAUGUUCAGCCGUAAUCCACGUGUUGUUGAGCCCAUGAAUAUGUGUGUGGAAGGAGAAUACAGUAGUUUUGCCAAAAUAUUUGAAGCAACUAAAAAAUUCAGUCAAGCACUGGAAGAAGACAAAACCUCAGGUUGCCAGGCAGAUAAAAAAACUCCAGAUGAACCAAAAAUCAGAAACAAAAUCACAGUCAAAAGGAAGUCAAAACAAUUAAAUACUCUUCAACUUAAAGUUGGUCAUGAAGUCCUCAGGCAAAGAAAAAACUGGUGGAAAGAUGGUCGUUUCCAGUCGGAAUGGAUCGGUCCUUAUAUCAUAGAUUACAUCACAGAAAAUGGCUGUGCAAUAUUAAGAGAUUCUACAGGAUCCAGGCUGAAAAGACCCAUCAAGAUGUCUCACCUCAAGCCAUAUGUAAGAGGGUCCGGUGAAAAAGGCAACCAUUACAUUCUACAAGGUGCAGUAGUUUUUGACCAUGACUAUAUUGGCUUAUCUGAAAGAUCUAAUAAUUCAAGCCAAGCAGACUCUUUUGCUGAAAAAGAAAUAAAUGCCUACAAAAGAGAUAUCGUGUCUGCUGUACAGAUUCCACCUGCAGCCUGCAAAGACCAAGAAUCAGCAGAUGGUAAACUUGAGUCUGAGCUGAGAGAAGAUCAUUGCAUUGAACCAAGCAUUACAAAGCCAGAGCAAUGGCCAUCACCUUGUUGGACACUUCAGACAAAGACAGAGGAUACUUAAGCAUUGUCUUUAUCACAUUUCAUUGCCAAGCAGUUUGGAACUACUGUGGCAAACUGAAAAAAAAAUUAGUAGCUCCAAUCUCCUUAGCCCAAUCCACUUACUCUUUUAUGAAUCUAAGAGUGCUUUAGGUAUCUAAUUUGUCUGGGUGUUAAGAAAAGGAGCUGGUAAAAGCACAUAUUCUGAUCAUGCAUUUCAAUUCCAGAUUUUGUUGGUAGAAUGGCAAUGUGGCCAUGCCUUACUGUUAUCCUCUCAGGACACAAUGCAUCAUUUCACUGUAACGACCUUUUCCAUUUAAUCCUUGGAUGACUUAUUCCUAAUGUGCAUUGUCAGAUGAUUUAAAACCUAAGCAAGUUGGUGUAAAUUUUUCCUCCACUACAGCGAAGCUCAUGUCUUCCUUUGCCUGUUAUAUAACAGUUUUCUAUUCAUUUUGAGAAGCUGCAGCACCUGACUUGUACAACUUUUAACCCUAAUCCAUUUAAGAUCUCCCAAAACAAUAAAACUGCCAAAAUCAAAUACAUGUAGUGUUCUAUGCAUGAAACAAUGAGGGCUUCAGCUGUUCCCUGCUCAUCAAAAGUCUACUAGAGUAGGCAGUUUUAAUAUUUCAGGCAUGUGAAAAACCCUUAAGAGCAUUUAAUAGUAAUAUGUGGUUUUUCCACAAACAUUUGAUUUCUCCAUUACAGUUACCUCUUCACUGAGCCUGUGGACGUUGGGAGGUUUUCCAUGGACAGUGGGCUAUGAAACAUGAAGCAGUGGUAUUAACUUAUUCUCUGAUUUCCUUGAGUAAGUUGUUUCUAGUCUGACUUCCUGCCAAGAAGACUGUUUCUCAAAGUCAGCAGCACAGAAAUUUUUUCACAUGGAAAACUGAUGAGUGGAAGUCAAUUUUUAUUGUUGUUUUGGUUUUGUUGUUUUUUGGAGGGGGGGGUUGGUUGUUGGUUUUGGUUUGUUUUUUUUUGGUAGGGAAUUGACAUGAGGAAAACUAGCAUAAAACUGAAUGAGAAAUUCAGCAACUUAUGGAUGAUGCUGUGGAAGAUUUGCUUAUCUUGCUCUCUGAAUUUUUAUGAUCCCUCUCAUUUCUGCUCCAGAAUGUUAUGUGACUUAACACAAGUGGAGGAAAGUACUAUUUAUUAGGAGUUUUCAGUUAAUUUUAGGCAAUUCGAUGUGGUCAUCAAGGCUGAUUAGGUACCUACCUCCUACAGAAAUUAAAUGUACACUACAGUAUGUCUUUAAUAUGGGCAGUAUCUAUGUGAGUAAAGCGGUCAGCACCAUGCCAGAAUCCUAUCUUAAACUUCAAAUGAAAAAUAAUUAAUACUCUAACUAUUUUGUGUCUUCUGAAAAUGCAGUCCUACAGAUACAGUUUUUCUCCACCAAGACUUCAGAAAGAGUCUUUUUGAGUACAUUGUGUGUAUGCACACAUGGAAUAAAUAUUUAUUUUUAUAUAUCAUCCUUUUGAAGAAAAUAUUACUGUCAGGGAUAAAACAGGAGAGUAAGGCAUUGUUUGUAAGAUUCAUUUCUGCUUUAGUAGCUGCAAAAUAGAACUAGCCUCACUUUUUUUUUUCUUACUCUAAGUGAUCAGUUCCUGAAUUUUGCAUAGUACAGCAGAGCUGUUUUCUGCGGUAGCCCUGGGCUAACCCAAGUGCUGUAGAGUUGUUAGAGUGACACUGAAAAGAAAGAAAAUGCUGCAGUGAGAGUAAUGGGCAAAACACAGAAACAAUUAACAUACUGUGUAUAUUUAACAUAUUGCUGAUUGCUCACCCUUCCUGGUAAUUUUCAUCUACUGUAUUAACAAGAAGGCAAUAGUGACUUACCAGUGCACUGAAAUGUGGCCUCCUGUGGAUGGAGGAGGUUAAUUGAAAUAAAAUACAGGGUUUUCAAACUAUUGACAUGAAAAACAUCACUGGAAAAUGGAAAAAAAAACAGUUUGGCCAAAACUGACACAAGGAAGCAAGAUUUAGCAGUGUCUUCAAAAAAUGGGUACUAUACUCAUCUGCACCUAUUAGAAGACCUGCCAGCUUGCUGUCUAUAUCUUGGUAACAAAACUUUGUAGAAAUUUUGAAUGAAAAGCAUCACAACAAAAGCUUUAGUUUGAAGACGAAGUCUCUUCCAGGUAGAAGAAACCAGACAGUAAACUGAAUCCUAAAGCAUUUGAUUCUGGAGCAGUUAAUCCUGAGAGAUGCAUUCCCUGGUCAGUUCUUGCAGCUUGUGUGUAGAUGAAGGGAUCUGCAGCAAACUUACUGCACUGGUAGAAGAAGCAGGUAUGCCAGUGAACAGUAACUGUUGUAGGAAAUACAGCAUGUCCCCACUGCCAGGCA